This is a messenger RNA of Dioscorea cayenensis subsp. rotundata (Guinea yam), 1569 nucleotides long. RefSeq names its product organic cation/carnitine transporter 2-like. The transcript has a single exon. NCBI's taxonomy places the organism in Eukaryota, Viridiplantae, Streptophyta, Magnoliopsida, Dioscoreales, Dioscoreaceae. The coding region runs from base 1 to 1569 and encodes 522 amino acids. Gene Ontology annotation, biological process: transmembrane transport. The record is from RefSeq and is a predicted model, not a curated record. Gene Ontology annotation, molecular function: transmembrane transporter activity. Gene Ontology annotation, cellular component: membrane.
AUGGAUGAUCUUCAAUCUUCUUCUCCUUCUCCUUCUCCUCUCCUCCACUUCAUCUCAUCUCCCUCACAACAACAAGAACCUGAACCUGAAGAACCUUUAUUAUUAUCUCUUGAUGAUGCCAUUGAACACUAUAUUGGCAAAGCGAGCUUUCCACUAGCUCAAGUCCUCAUAGUCUCUUGCGCUUGGAUCUUUGAUGCUCAACAAAGUUUCAUCAGUGUCUUCUCUGACAAACAACCUCCAUGGCACUGUACUCACCCUGAUGACACAUCAUGCUCCACCACCUCCCUCCCAUGCUCCUUACCGAAGACUUCUUGGUCAUGGGACAACCCUAAGCAUGCCUCCAUGAUAUCAGACUGGAAUCUGGAAUGCUCAAGCACUUUUAUUCAAGGCCUCCCUUCUUCUGCCUACUUCGCCGGCUGCCUUGCCGGAGGUUUCAUUCUCUCCACCCUCUCCGACACUCGCCUCGGUCGUAAGAACAUGCUUCUUCUCUCUUCCCUUGCCAUGUCCAUCUCCAGCAUCAUUUCAGCUGCCUCACCGAAUAUUUGGGUAUAUGCUGUGUUGAGAUUUAUUACUGGCUUCGGUAGGUCCACAAUAGGCAGUAGCUCUCUUGUUUUAGCUACCGAGAUGAGCGGCAGGAGAUGGCGUGGAGAGGUCGGUGCUGUCUGCUAUAUCUUCUUCGCCUUUGGCUUCUUAUCUUUGCCAUUAAUGGCUUAUUUUACAAGAGAGAGUUCAUGGCGGAACUUAUAUCUCUUCAUAUCAGUUCCUUGUUUGUGCUACACCAUUUUGUUGUAUUUUUGUGUUCCAGAGUCUCCUAGAUGGCUUUUUGUGCGUGGGCAUACAAAAAAAGCCAUCCAAAUACUUAAAAAGAUUGGAUUGACACAAGAUGGUUCCUUAGAUUCAAAUUUGAUUAACCUUAAUUUUGUUGCAAAGGAGACAUGCAACAUGGGGACAUAUUCAAGUUUGAAAAUGAUGUGGGAGAGGAAAUGGGCUUUCUGGAGGAUGUUGACCUUAGUGAUCUUGGGGUUUGGAUGUGGAGUAGCUUACUAUGGGAUGCCAUUAGGAGUGGGGACAUUAGGGGUCAAUCUAUACCUAAGUAUCAGCUUCAAUGCGUUUGUUGAGAUCCUUGCAGCAUUGAUCAUCUUCUUUCUUAUUGGAAAAAUGAAGAGGAAAACAUCAGUGGUUGUGUUUUGUAUGGUGAGUGCUGUAUGUAGUGUUUCAUGUGUUUUUCUUAAGAUGAGGAGUGUUAGGACUGCAAUGGAGGUGGUGGCCUUCUUUGCAACAGUGAAUGCCUUCAACGUGGUGUUAAUUUACUGCAUGGAGUUGUUUCCGACAUGUCUGAGGAACACUGCAAUGUCAUUUACAAGGCAGGCAGUGGCAUUUGGGUGUUGUGUUGUGCCAAUAAUGGUAGCUGCCGGUAGAGAGCAUGAGUUUUGGUCUUAUGGAGUGUUUGGAUUUAUUAUUGGAGGGUGUGGUUUAUUUGCUCUUUACCUACCUGAGACUAAAGAUAAAUUAAUGUCUGAUACGUUGGAGGAACAAGAGAUUAUGGAGAGAGGAUUUUUAUCAAGUUAA